UCCACUCCAUUCCUCUCUCUUCUAUCUUCUCUCUUCUUCUCUCUGUCUUCUUUAUUCUUAUUGGAGAUGGAUCGCCGGGCCAUUCUGUACGUCGCUCUCCUGUGCAUCGCGGCCUCCAACGCCGCUGCCCAGGCCCCCUCCACCUCCCCAACCACCACCCCAAUCUCCGCCGGCACCCCCACAACUGCCCCCACCAACCCCACGACCCCCGCCCCAGCAGCCGCUCCCACCACCGCCGCCGUCCCCGCCACAGCCCCCACCACCCCUCCGCCCACCGUCUCUGCCCCUCCAACCGCCGCCCCCGCCAAGGCCCCGGCUAAGGCUCCGGCCCAGGCCCCCACCACGGCUCCCCCUACCAAAGUUCCACCGACCCCCGCCCCGGUCUCAUCCCCGCUGGCGCCUGUUCCGGUGAAGUCACCGCCCACGCCUCCGCCAACUUUGCCUCCACCGACUUUGUCUCCACCCAUGCCGGCUCCGGCAUCUCCUCCCGUCGUUUCCGCCACCCCGGUCCCCGCCGUCGCCCCACCGCAGCCCUCGGAGGUUCCCUCCCCGGCGCCUAGCAAGAAGUCCAAGUCGAAGAAGAAGAAGAAGAGCGCCGCCCCGGCCCCGGCUCCAGCGGCCUCCAGUAAUCUAGCCCCUCUGGCCUCCUCGCCGGUGGGCAGCGUCGCCGCCUCCCCCGCGCCCAGCGUCGCCGCCAAUAACGAAACGAGUGGUGCUGGGACAGUGAGACAGAUGCUGGGAGGUCUGAUCACGGGAGGGGCACUGCUGGCCUUUGUCAUGUUUGCCUGGAUCUGAAGCCAUGGUAUAAAUAUAAUCUUCCUGUCUUCCUUGUAAUUUUUUUUUCCUGCACUCACAUUCUUUUUUAUCUUCUUUAUGUUUGUGGUGGUCCAUCUUUUAUUCUCUCGCCUGAUUGGUGGGCCAGGCUGGUUCUAGUCGCACAUGCACUUUGAUUCUUUUCUUUUGUGAGGCGAGACUUGUAUUUGAGAUGAUUUAUUUCAUUUGUUGAUGAAUAACGUGGAUGCAUCCAGUUCAUAUA
This is a messenger RNA of Elaeis guineensis (African oil palm), 1036 nucleotides long. RefSeq lists its product as uncharacterized. Gene Ontology annotation, cellular component: plasma membrane. Lineage: Eukaryota; Viridiplantae; Streptophyta; Magnoliopsida; Arecales; Arecaceae. The record is from RefSeq and is a predicted model, not a curated record.